Molecule: messenger RNA, 1975 nt
Organism: Cicer arietinum (chickpea)
Lineage: Eukaryota; Viridiplantae; Streptophyta; Magnoliopsida; Fabales; Fabaceae
Source: RefSeq, a predicted model, not a curated record
UUUUUCAAUUUCAACUGGAAGUUUUAAAAAAUGAAAUAAAAUAAACGGAAAACAAAUUCAGUGUGGAUCCAAAUCUACGAAACAGAAAAAACAAAAACGAUUUUGAUUUUGGUUUUGGUUUCUCACUUGUUAUGUGAAGAAGAUACAGUUCCUUCAGGUUUCUCACUCUUCUUCUCUCUCUAAACAUGCUGUCAUUUAAUUUCCCUCAUUUUCUUCAUAUGCUGUGAUUCCUACACACAUAUCAUGAAUUCCGUUGAAUCAAACCAACACCAUGUUCUUCCCAAUCCAAAAACCCACCCCUUCAUAUCAAAAUUCAAAAAAAUUACAUUACCCUUAUUGAUUCUAAUUACAGCAAUUUCCUUAGGUUGUUUCACAAGAACAAAUUACUAUAAAGUUCAUUACUUGAAAUACUCUCUCAUAUCACAAACCCUUUUUCAUUCAAUUGGGUCAAUCUUUUCAGUUUCACCCUCAAAACCAGUUUAUAUUCCCUCCCAUUGUGUCCUAUGGAUGGCUCCUUUUCUUUCAGGUGGUGGGUAUAGUUCAGAAGGUUGGUCUUAUAUUUUAGCACUUCAUAAUCACACAAAAAUUCAUACUUUUAGGUUAGCAAUUGAGCACCAUGGGGAUCUUGAAUCUUUGGAAUUUUGGGAAGGUUUGCCGCAAGAUAUGAAGAAUUUGGCAUAUGAAUUGUAUCAAACGCAGUGUAAUAUCAAUGAAACUAUUGUGAUUUGUCAUAGUGAACCUGGUGCUUGGUACCCUCCAUUGUUUCAAACACUUCCAUGUCCACCGUCGUUUUACAGUGAAUUUAAGUCUGUGAUUGGUAGGACUAUGUUUGAGACUGAUAGAGUGAAUGGCGAACAUGUCGAGCGAUGUAAUCGAAUGGAUUAUGUUUGGGUUCCUACUGAGUUUCAUAAGUCUACAUUUAUAGAAAGUGGGGUUGUUGCUUCUAAGGUUGUGAAGAUUGUUCAACCUAUUGAUGUGGAAUUCUUUGAUCCUGUCAAGUAUACACCAUUGGAUUUUGGUUCUACAGAGAAACUGAUAUUAGGUUCUGGAGUGAGUAAGGGUUUUGUGUUUCUUAGUAUCUUCAAGUGGGAAUAUAGGAAAGGGUGGGAUGUGUUGUUAAAAUCAUAUUUGAAGGAAUUUUCGAAAGACGAUAGUGUUGCUUUAUACUUGUUAACAAAUCCAUAUCAUACUGAUAGGGAUUUUGGAAACAAAAUAUUGGAUUUUGUGGAGAGUUCUGAUAUUGGAGAACCGGUUAGUGGUUGGCCUUCCGUCUAUGUUAUUGAUGCACACAUUGCACAAAGCGAUUUGCCGAGGGUUUAUAGGGCAGCUGAUGCUUUCGUUCUUCCUUCGAGAGGGGAAGGAUGGGGAAGACCUUUGGUGGAAGCGAUGUCAAUGUCGUUGCCAGUGAUUGCAACAAAUUGGUCUGGACCGACUGAAUAUUUGACAGAGGAUAAUAGCUAUCCACUGCCGGUAGAUAGAAUGAGCGAAGUAAUGGAAGGUCCGUUCAAGGGACAUCUUUGGGCUGAACCUUCUGAGUCUAAACUUCGGGUUCUUAUGAGACGGGUAAUGGAUAAUCCCGCUGAGGCUAAAGCCAAAGGUAGAAAGGCAAGGGAGGACAUGAUAAGAGAGUUCUCACCUGAGAUUGUGGCUGACAUUGUUGCAGACCACAUACAAAAUAUCCUAGGUAGGUAAGAACUAAAGAGUUUCUGGUUCUGUUUUGUCCACAGCUUUUUAGCUCGAGUUCGGACUGGUUUUAUGAUUCACUCAUAAGGAAAUUGAGUUUGUAAGUUGGACAUAUACAACAACUUCAUCAUUGGAAAGUAAUUUCUUCGAUAGUUAAUUCUUUUCAUUUCUGGGAGUUUUUGCUGAAAAGGCUUAUUAAUUAUUGGAUGAACAUGAAACUGUUUUGCAUGGAAUGUAUUAAUCAUUUUUGAACAAUAUAUGGCUAUUUAAAAGGUGAUUUUGAUCAGAUAAA